This is a messenger RNA of Daldinia decipiens, 1617 nucleotides long. RefSeq lists its product as uncharacterized. Gene Ontology annotation, molecular function: protein kinase activity; ATP binding. Gene Ontology annotation, biological process: protein phosphorylation. The record is from RefSeq and is a predicted model, not a curated record. NCBI's taxonomy places the organism in Eukaryota, Fungi, Ascomycota, Sordariomycetes, Xylariales, Hypoxylaceae. The transcript is spliced from 8 exons. The coding region runs from base 1 to 1617 and encodes 538 amino acids.
AUGUCGACUCCGGCGAGUUUUAAAUACUAUCACCCUGGGGUGCUUAUUCCAACCCUGGAUGUUUCAGAAGAGGACCAAUGGUCCGAAGACCCUCUGAUUCUUAGGGAUGGUGUAGUAUUCAUUGGUUCCAUCAAAUUUAAUAAAGUAUUCAGUGUUCAAUCUAGGGGCACAGGGGAAAUCCUCAUCAACAAGGUUUAUAAUGUUGGUGAAUGGCCUGGGACCGACGACGAAGACCUACCUUUAGAGCUUCGGGUUUCCACGGCACCAAUUUCAGGAUACCGCCGUUUGCCGAGACCUAUCGUGGUUGACGGAGUCAAGAGAAUACUAUUCAACGAACUGGUCGCUUGGCAGCGGAUACGAGACGGCGAGAACGCAAUUUAUUCUCUGUACUUUAGAUAUUGCAACGGCGGAACUUUGCAGCAAUUAAUAGAAAAAUACACUGAAUGGAACCGGCCAGUACCAGAGCAUUUUGUUUGGUUGGUAGCUGAGAGACUUGCCACAGCCAUCCGAUUCUUAAUGUUUGGUAUGCCGCCAGGUAGCCAUGACGAACCAGAGGACUGGGAAUAUAUCUCCCACCGCGACCUUGUGCAGAACAACAUUUUCAUUCACUAUCAUCCCCGUCGUCCAGGCCGGCGACCAAAUAUUGGUUUGGAAACUAACGCAUUCCCCGAAGUCAUUGUAGGUGAUUUCGGCGAAGCAAAUAUGGAGAACGAUCCCGAAGGUAUAUUAUCAAAUGCUAUCAUCGCGGAAAUAGGUGUUCGUCCAUGGGAUGACAUGGUAUGUACCCUAGAAAUGCUCCUCUUAGGAGUAUUCCUCGAGGAAUUCCUCAAACUCCUUCAUCUGCAGUGGCUAACUUAUAGUACCUCAAGAGGUUGGAGUAAAACUGACUGGCAUAUUAGAUACUUCAUGGGAGAAACCCUUCGAUUAAUGGUUCAAGCACAUAUACCUCUGGCCGAGGACGAGAAUGAAAUUGACAGACCGAAUCAAAUCCCCGUAAAUACAGUGAAUAAUCGCAUCGCCCCUCCUGACACCCCUUACUCGGAAGAACUUAUCGAACUACUCGAACACUUUGAAUUUCCCAAUUCUGAAGACCUCGUACCCAUAUCAGAGACAAUACAAGACGAAGACGGAAAUACCGUACCUCUUUCUGAUUACCUCCCUACUGCUGAGUGGAUUGUCGACACGAUGUUGCCGCUAGCUCGGAGAAAAGUUAGGCGAUAUCGAGGUAUCGGCCGAAAGCCUGUAGGAUAUUUCGACGCCCUAGACGUAUCGUGGACGAAGCCCGAGAGAAUAAUGCCUUUCAGUUAUACACAUCCACCGGGUGGACAGGACGCCGGCAAUACACACAACGGUGGUUUACGCGCAUACACAAACUGGAACCAUAUAGCCCCUAAUCAUACAAGUUUUCAAUAUAGGAACCCGGCUUUUGAGGUCCUUCCUACCAGUCCGCCGGCCGCUCCGCUCCCACCUCCGCCGCCUGGUGGCGACUCAGACGUAGAGUCAACUCCAGAUCCUGAUUCAGAUAACGAUUCUGACAAUGAUGGGCCCGACGGCCCGGAUCCCGACGAAGAUAGGACUGGCAAUUACAGGCCCGGUAAUAGAUCCUGGAACCCAUAA